Messenger RNA from Aspergillus affinis, 3747 nucleotides. RefSeq names its product C6 zinc finger domain protein. NCBI's taxonomy places the organism in Eukaryota, Fungi, Ascomycota, Eurotiomycetes, Eurotiales, Aspergillaceae. The transcript is spliced from 11 exons. Gene Ontology annotation, biological process: DNA-templated transcription; regulation of DNA-templated transcription. Gene Ontology annotation, molecular function: zinc ion binding; DNA binding; DNA-binding transcription factor activity, RNA polymerase II-specific. The coding region runs from base 1 to 3747 and encodes 1248 amino acids. The record is from RefSeq and is a predicted model, not a curated record.
AUGGAUAAAGCUCGGAAGUCACCUAGAGCCCGUAAAUCGUCCGAAGAUCGAGUGGCACGGAAGCGAGAACAAGAUCGACAAGCCCAACGAAGCGCUCGGGAAAAGACCAAGACACUCAUUUCUCAGCUAGAAUCUCGCAUCGAAGUAUUAACACAAUUCCAUGACAGUGGAAAUGUGAAAAGUUUGUUGGAUGAGCUUGAGUCACAGCGAAGCGCGAAUGACACUUUGCGAGCUACGUUACGAACGAUCGAGAAGGCGUAUGAUGAUGCUGAUGAAACGCGUACUGGAGACACUCUCUGUCCAAGUCGACCUGAGUUGGAAAUACCUCGUGGUCUCGUGCCAUCGUCAUCCACCGACGGCGGCUGUUGCAUGCCGCAAAGAUCGAGCCAUAAUAUCCCGGACGAACUUUAUUUCGAAUCUUCAAUAGGUCAGACCCGUUCCAGUCCUCAAUCUUAUGAUGAUAUCUGUCCCAGCGGGGCGGUAGACCGAGCCAACAACCUCAACUUUGCUCUUCCUGUCAGCGACGAGCUGAACGAUCCUCAACAUGAUCCCUUUAUGAGAUUGCGUGGCGCUAGCUAUCAGAAGACGAGCGCCACGCUCGACGCCUUGGCAGCAGUACCAUCAAUGUCUCAGUUCAGCCCUCUAUGUGAAUGCUGCAAGUCGAUACUUGACUUCAAUAGCCUUCUAGGGGAAUAUACUCCAUCCUGCGCUCAGAGAGCGAUAGACCAACGAGAAUUGGACGCAGAUAUCCCGAUCAGGGCUGUGCUUCACGGAUGGUCGGUUGUUGAGGGUUUAUACACACUUGAUCCUGUGUGGACUAUUAUGCGAGUAGCCGAUGAAUCCAUUUGGCGACAUUGCGGGGCGAUCGAGCGGUUGGCUAUUUUGAAGGUUGUCAGCUCAAUGCUUCGCUAUCGGACUGAUCCCUCCGAAGUUAGCUCGAAAGCACUCCCAAUCUUCAUGCGACAGCGGCCGUCACAGAUACGUAUCAUUCAUAAGCCGUUAAUUGAUUUCAUCGUUUGGCCGGGACUGCGCGAACGAUUAGUGCUUUUCCCUCAUCAGCACUGUUCGGCCAAAUUUUGGAAUCUCUUCUGGCAUUGCUUUCGGUUUGACUGGCCUUACACGAUGGAGGAUGCCUACCUGCAGCAUAGCCAAUCCGGGCUGUAUCAAUUCUCUAGAACAUUUACUCAUCACUUCUUUGACUUGCAGCGAUGGCGCAUGACAAACACCUUUGUGGGGGAAUUUCCUGACCUGGAGCCCGACGUGAAUGUUGUGCCCUCAGUCAGUGGCUCGGCAUCUUCUGCCAUGGACGACGAGGGCUUUCUUACUGGUCUAGAGGAACUCGUUCAUGCACAUGAACCCCAGUUGGAGGCGCUACCAGCCAGCUUUUUUACAGACUUGCAGCAAAGUCCCGAAACAACAACGAAAAUGCGUCUACCUUUUACCCUCCUAGUAGCAGCAGCCUUCUCCCUAGGCACAGAAGGGGCUGUUAAGAACUGGGAUUUCCAUAUCUACAAACCAGGCUGCAAUCCCGAGGACGUUGACUACAGCUUAUCUAUAUUCCACGCCAUCGGGACCAGGGCCCAGUCCUGCACUGCCCUCGAUACAUGGGAGGACCUCGACCUCUCCGAAGCGGACAGUCUCUCGUGGAAGAGCCCAGCGGAAGAGCGCGCCCAGUUCGACCUGUGCAUGUAUGCAGAUGGGCAGUGUAGUGGGAAGCAUACCGAUGUGAUUCGGAGUACUUGGGAUAUUUGUUAUUCGUAUAAUGGGUUUAAGGGGUACAAGGUUGUUCCGAUUGGAGCUGCUUCAUGCCAAGAAUGCCGCAAGAGGAAAAUCAAGUGCAAUGGCCUCGAACCGUGCAAAACCUGCCAGCUACGUAACACGCCGUGCACAUAUCGCGAGGUUAUCCGGCAGCGCAAGAAGAAGUAUCAAUACAGUCUAGAUGCUGAUGCAUAUACUUCGAAUGGCGCCCGGCAGCCGUCCCCGGAUGUACCACGGCCCUCCGGGCGACGGAAUCCUUCCGUCAGCUAUACGGUUAACAACAGUGUUUCUGCCACGCAUAUGGAAUCUCCAUCAUGCAAGGUGCAAUUAUAUUAUGGGUCGACGUCGCAUUUUGCGCUCAUGCAUGAGGUCUACAGGGACCUGGUGGAGAGCAAGCAUGCCCCCCAGUCUGAAGACUCGCGAGAGGUACAGGAGGCUGGAGCUGGCUUGGACAUGUUCAGCUUUCGGCGCAUCUUCUUUGGAGUUCCUAGUGACACACACGAUUCGUUUAAAAGCUUGAACGCGGCUGAUGUGCCGGUGAUGUUUCUACCGCAUGAUUUGGCUAAGAUGUUCUUGCACCGGUUCCUGUCUUCGUUGUAUGUCAUGGUGCCGUUUCAGUCGAAAGAGACGUUCGAACGGCAGCUAUGGAAUCUGUAUAACCCGAGCCCGGACUUUCGAACCGAUACCUGGAGUCACUGUAUGAUUUUGAUGGCGUUGGCGAUGGGGUCUCUCGGGACAGAGUACUACAGCUGGGGUGAUAACGCCCAUUUUCAGACUGAGCAAGGGCGACCGAAUUCCACUUUUCUUUACCUGGGAACUGGAGCCCGCAAGGCGAUUUCCGCAGGGCUGCAUAAAGAGGCCCCGAAUAAGGGGGAUGCAGGUGAUGGCGUGGAAGAGCGAAGGACUACAUUUUGGGCCCUCUAUUUCUACGAAACAUGGUUCUGCUUUCACUUGGGCCGACCAAGCUCACUUCUUAGCCGAGAUGUCGGUAUUGCAUUGCCCGAGGAGCCAUUCUUGCUCUCUUUGGUCUAUCUUUCCAAAGUCAUCGCCCGUUCAGCGGACGAAAUGUACGGUCAGCACCAUGAAUCACUCCUGCAAAUGUGGAGGAUUGCUCGGUCGAUUUCGGAUGAUCUCCGUUGCUAUGACGCGAAGAUGCGACGAGCUCUAGGCUUCGGCCUUGAUAAAUGCGCGCAGCAAGGCGUGUUGGGUGUACAGCAAACCAUUCUUGUCACGCUGUAUUACCACACGAUUCUGUUGACAUUUCGACCAUUCUUGAUCUUUCGCGGUCGGUGGCAGAGAGACGCGAAAUUGGCACCGCACCGUGCUGCAAAUGAGCCGAGUAAGCGUCCAACUGAGGUUCCAGCAUGGCUCAACGAAGCCUGCAACCACGCUCUCAGUGCCGCGUGCAGAACCAUACAUUUCUUAUAUGAAGCGUCGAUCGUGAACGAUCUCGUGAGGGAACUCCGCUACCACGGCUAUUUCCUCGGAAGCGCCUCGUUCGUUCUCAUAUACGACCUAAUGCAUGGCGAAAACCUCGCGAGCACCCAUCUUCCGUGGAUCCAUGCAACCCUGCAAUGCCUUUCAACGAUACGGGCAGGUGAUCCGAUCCAAAGCACAAUUAGUGCUAUCGAGACGACUCUGAAAAAGAUCCAUCCUUCCUAUGAAUGGAUAGCUCAUCCGGGCAUAAAGAACCAGGCCCCUGUUCUUGACCCCGUCGCAAAUGAUGUGCGACCGCCUACUAGUAUGGUAGACCAGCAAGGAAGCAUCAUGGCGGAUGGGUCCCUGGCCGACCCCGUGGCAGCUGGGCUACCGAUGCUGUCCGACUUUCAAGGGAACUCGUUGCAAGACGAUAUUCACCCGGCUAGCGUGGGGAGUGAGGAGCUUCUCGAUUUCACCAUGUCGGACAUGGGAUGGGAUUUCGACUUUUCGACGAUGGACCUCGAAGCUUUCUUCUCGAUCAAUCCGACGAUGGGAGCACCUAUUGUGUGA